Messenger RNA from Anopheles stephensi (Asian malaria mosquito), 2071 nucleotides. Its product is annotated as acyl-coenzyme A thioesterase 9, mitochondrial-like. The transcript is spliced from 5 exons. Gene Ontology annotation, biological process: acyl-CoA metabolic process. The record is from RefSeq and is a predicted model, not a curated record. The coding region runs from base 373 to 1845 and encodes 490 amino acids. Lineage: Eukaryota; Metazoa; Arthropoda; Insecta; Diptera; Culicidae. Gene Ontology annotation, cellular component: mitochondrion. Gene Ontology annotation, molecular function: fatty acyl-CoA hydrolase activity.
UCAGUUUGAUUUUUAACGAAAUAAGAGCUGUGGCGGUUUCGUUAAGCCGUUUCAGAUUGUUUUUAUUGCAGUUUUGUAUUAUUUUGAUCGCCUUUCGAAAUGCUUUUUGUUUAAAAAGUGUCGCAAAAUAUAAGAAACAAUCAAAUGGUUAAGAUAACUUACCACAAUAGCAAAAUCCUCCCUAAACAUAGCGGGAUAACGGCUGUCAGUCAGAAGACGCAAAUAAAAAAAGAAGAAAAACGUAAACAAAUCCCUUUAGGGUGGGGAGAACCGUCGGUGCGUCGUUUUAGAAAAGCUCUGCUUACUCAUCAGUUAACAGGUGAAAUUUAGAUACUACGGGAGUACAGAAAAGCAGACUAGACGGACGGUAUCAUGAUUGCAACCAGGGUCCGAUUUGGUGGAUUGCAGAAUAUAGUGCAACGCCAGUUUUGUAGCAGCUUGCAACCGAAACGAUAUGGGCUGGCACAAUACCAACAUACGCUAAAUGUCGCCCCAGCAAGCGCACUGAUAAGUGAUACGAAAACAACCCUGCCAGUGUCGUCACGCGGUCAUAGAAUGUUUUCCAGCAUCAACUAUCUGCGGAGUGAUUUGGAGUGUACGGCCGGGACGAUGAAUGAUGUGAAACAAACGAUAAUACAAAAACUUGGCAUUGAGGUCGGGUACACGCCGUUCGUAAGCACGCGCGAACAUCUGGUCAAGUAUGUGCCGCAAUCCGUUAGUGCGCUGCCACCCCGCAGUAUGCAGGAUUCGUUUACAUCGGCGAUAAUUCCGCUGACAACGGAUAAAAUUCUCAAGGACAAGUACGUCGGGUUCAUGGGAAAUGUGCGCGUCGGACGGCUGAUGGAAGAUAUGGAUAUGUUUGCCGUAUGGGUGGUUCAUAAGCAUGUGCUGGUGCCGGAUCUACCAGAAGGUGUUUCGCUGCCGUACACCUUCGUUACCGUGCUGGUAGACAAGAUAGACUUUACCGACCUGGUGCCAACGCACGAUGCCGACAUACGGCUUUCCGGCCACGUUAGCUGGGUGGGACGAACUUCCGUGGAGGUGGUCGUGUGGAUGGAGCAGAAGCUGCACGGCAAAUGGCGCAAGCUUACCCGCGCUCUGUUCCUGAUGGCGGCUCGCGAUGCUACCAACACGAAAGCGGCCUUUAUCAAUCCACUUGUGCCUGCAAACGAGGAGGAGAAAACUAUUUUCGAUGGAGGAGAAUCACGCAAAAAACGACGCAUUCAGAUGCAGCAGGAAGAUUUGCUCAAGACCGAACCGAACGAUUUCGAGCAACGGAUGGUGCACGAACUGUUCGUCAAAUCGAUCGACACCAAGAGCAAAGCGUUCAACAAGCGCAUCCUACCGCCCGGCUACGUCUGGAUGGAGGAUGCCACUAUGGCGAACAUAGUGUUUUCCCAUCCCGAGGAUCGUAACGCACACAACAAGGUGUUCGGUGGCUUUCUGAUGCGAAAUGCGCUCGAGCUGAGCUGGGCACUGGCAUACAACUUUGCCAAACGACGUCCGAAGCUGGAACAUAUAUCGGACAUUAGCUUCCACCAUCCGGUGGACGUUUCUUCGAUGUUGAACAUGCAGGCGCACGUUAUCUUUACCGAUCUGCAUUACAUGGAAAUUGUUGUGCUGGCGGAUGUGUACGACGCCGUCACGGGACAGCAAACGACAACGAACAGUUUCUACUACACCUACUCGGUCGCUGAGCGGUUGCCCAAGAUAAUGCCGAAAACGUACCACGAGGCAAUGUAUUAUUUGGAUGGACGCCGCAAGUUCCGGUACGCUAUGGGUAUCGAUAUGGCAACGGCUUCCGCUGCUGCACCACCGGCAGACACAACGAAAAGUAAACUGUAAGCGUAAUGGUUUUUGUUUGUCAAGAAGCGGUGAAUUUACAGGGAGAGAUUGAAGUACUUUUUUUACUAAUAUUUAUUUGGCACACUUUACGCUUUAAAAGCACUUACAACGUCAGACGUUCAAUGAGCAGCUCCCAGUGCUAAAAGCUACAGUUAAUACACGCAAAUGUGUCUUUGUUUUAUUUAUCAUUACGGCGAUUAUUAAAGAACGUUGUUGAACUCUAAAA